GAAGUGGUGUUUUGUUUAGCAGGUGUCAGUGGUGAAGUUGGUAUAAAGCUCGGCUGAGCUCCACCACACAGAACCAGUAUCCCUCCAUUAAAGCGGACAGCCAGCGGCGCAUUGUCUCCCACUGACCCCAGCAGUUGAGAACCUUUGGGGAAGCCCCCCCCCCCUCCAGUGGCCAACAUGGGGGACGAUAGCGAGUGGAUGAAGCUUCCCACCGACCAGAAAUGUGAACACAAGGUGUGGAAAGCCCGUCUGAGCGGUUAUGAAGAAGCUGUGAAGUUGUUUCAGAAGAUAACGGAUGAGAAGAGUCCAGAGUGGGGGAAGUACCUCGGACUCUUGAAGAAGUUUGUCACAGACUCCAACGCUGUGGCUCAGCUCAAAGGCCUUGAGGCGGCCCUGGUCUUCGUCGAGAACGCUCAUGUAGCCACCAAGACGACCGGUGAGGUGGUGUCGGGCGUGGUGACCAAAGUGUUCAACCAGCCAAAGGCCCGGGCCAAGGAGCUGGGCGCCGACAUCUGUAUGAUGUACAUCGAGAUCGAGAAGGUCGAGGUGGUUCAGGACGAGCUGCUGAAGGGACUGGACAACAAGAACCCCAAGAUAGUGGUGACCUGCAUGGAUACUCUCAGGAGGGCUCUCAGUGAGUAUGGAUCCAAGAUUGUGACGCUGAAACCAAUAGUGAAGAUUUUGCCGAAGCAGUUUGAGUCCAGAGAGAAGGCGGUGAGAGACGAAGCUAAGCUGCUCGCUGUGGAGAUCUACAGAUGGAUCAGAGAUGCUAUUCGACCUUCACUGCAGACCAUCAACUCUGUACAGCUGAAGGACCUGGAGGAGGAGUGGGUGAAGCUCCCUUCUGCUCCCGCCAAGCAAACGAGGUUCUUGCGCUCGCAGCAGGACCUGAAAGCAAAGUUUAUGAACCAAAGCGCUGAAGGAGGAGCAGAUUCUGAUGGAGAUGAUGAAGAAGACGCUGUGGUAGCAGUGGAUCCGUAUGAGCUGCUGGAAGCUGUGGAUAUUCUGGCCAAGAUUCCUAAAGACUUCUACGACAAAAUUGAAGCUAAAAAGUGGCAGGAAAGGAAGGAAGCUCUGGAGGCUGUAGAGCUUCUGGCCAAGAAGCCCAAACUGGAGAAUGGAGACUAUGGAGACCUCGUCCGAGCACUGAAGAAGGUUGUGGGAAAAGAUGCCAACGUGAUGCUGGUGACGCUGGCAGCAAAAUGUCUGACCGGCCUCGCCACUGGUCUCAGGAAGAAAUUUGGAACAUAUGCCGGACAAGUGGUUCCAACUAUUCUGGAGAAGUUCAAGGAGAAGAAGCCUCAGGUCGUCUUGGCCCUGCAAGAAGCUAUUGAUGCCAUCUUCCUCACUACCACUCUACAGAACCUUUCUGAGGACAUCCUCUCUGUGAUGGACAACAAGAAUCCCUCCAUCAAGCAGCAGGCCUCCCUGUAUCUAGCCCGCUCCUUCAGACACUGCACACAGGCCACUCUGCCCAAGAGCGUCCUCAAACCCUUCUGUGCUGCUCUCGUCAAGCAAGUGAACGACUCGGCUCCAGAGGUGCGUGACGCUGCGUUUGACGCUCUGGGGACGGCCAUGAAGGUGGCUGGAGAGAAGGCUGUGAACCCUUUCUUAGCCGACUUGGAUAAACUCAAACUGGACAGGAUAAAGGAGAGUUCUGAUAAGGUGGAGCUCCCUGGAGGUAAAAAAGGAGGAGGAGGAGGCGGAGCCGGGGACAAGAAAGCUGCUGCUAAAGCCCCCCCCAUUGCUGAAGCUCCUGCAAAAUCCUCCGCCCCACCCAGGAAGAACCCAUCCGCUGCUGCCAGCAAGACGGCAUCAGGUCCACCUAAGAAAAGCAAACCCGCCUCUGCAGCCGGAGGAAAAGCCAAGAAGACGUCUGACAACAAAGAAGUGAUCGAGACCGAACUGUCGAUCGAGGCGUGCGAGGACCUGGCAGGAGGAGUACUUCCUGCUUCCUGUCUGCAGCAGCUGGACUCGGCCAACUGGAAGGAGAGACUGGCGAGUAUGGAGGAAUUCCAACGGGCCGUUGAGACCAUGGAUAAGGGGCAGAUGCCCUGUCAGGCUUUGGUCAGGAUGUUGGCCAAGAAACCAGGUUGGAAGGAGACUAACUUUCAGGUGAUGCAGAUGAAGCUGCGCAUUGUGACUCUUAUUGCUCAGAAAGGACAGUUUUCAAAGACGUCGGCCUCCGUGGUUUUAGACGGCUUGGUAGACAAAGUCUCAGAUGUCAAAUGUGGUGGAAUCGCCAAAGAGGGCCUGACGGCGAUCGGGGAGGCCUGCUCGCUGCCCUGGACUGCAGAACAGGUUGUCUCAAUUGCAUUUGGACAGAAGAACCCAAAGAACCAGGCGGAGACUCUCAACUGGCUGGCGAACGCCAUGAAGGAGUUCGGCUUUGCUGGGAUCAAUGUGAAAGGUUUCAUCAACAACGUGAAGACUGCUCUGGGAGCGACCAACCCCGCCAUCCGGACAGCAGCCAUCACCCUGCUGGGAGUCAUGCACCUCUACAUGGGAGCUCCUCUGAGAAUGUUCUUUGAAGACGAGAAGCCGGCUCUCCUCGCACAGAUCGAUGCAGAGUUUGAAAAGAUGAAGGGCCAGUCUCCUCCAGCUCCAACCAGAUUCAACAAGAGGGCGGCAGCGGAGGAGGCGGGUGAUGACGGAGAGGAGCAGGAUGAGGAGGGAGGAGCAGCAGCAGGAGGACAGGACAUCAUGGACCUGCUGCCCAGGACAGAUAUCAGUGACAAGAUCACGUCCGACCUGGUGUCUAAAAUCGGUGAUAAGAACUGGAAGAUCAGGAAGGAGGGGCUGGACGAGGCAGCAGCCAUCCUAUCAGAGGCCAAGUUCGUCACAACAAACAUCGGGGAGCUGCCUCUGACCCUGAAGGAACGACUCGGAGAUUCCAACAAGAUCCUGGUCCAACAGACUCUGACCAUCCUGCAGCAGCUGGCUAUAGCCAUGGGACCUGGACUCAAGCAGCAUGUCAAAGCACUGGGAAUCCCCAUCAUCACUGUACUGGGAGACAGCAAGUCUAAUGUGAGGGCAGCAGCCAUGACUACUCUUCAGGCGUGGGUGGAGCAGACGGGGAUGAAGGACUGGCUGGAGGGAGAAGACCUGUCAGAGGAGCUGAAGAGGGAGAAUCCCUUUUUGCGACAGGAGGUGCUCGGCUGGUUAGCGGAGAAGCUGCCCACCCUGAGGACGGUGCCUGGGGAUCUGAUGCUGUGUGUCCCUCAGCUCUACGCCUGCCUGGAGGACAGAAACGGAGACGUGAGGAAGAGGGCUCAGGACGCGCUGCCCACCUUCAUGAUGCACCUGGGCUUUGAGAAAAUGACCAAGGCGGCUGGAAAACUCAAAACGUCCUCUAAGGAUCAGGUGGUAGCCAUGUUGGAAAAGGCCAGGGCAGUGAUGCCGGCCAAACCCGCUGCUCCCACCAAGGCAGGAGGAGGGAAAGACUCUGCAGAGCCAAGCCGAGCUGCUUCAGCCUCCAGGUCUCAGCCCGCGAGCGACGACUGUGUUGACAGUAAACCUGAAGUUAAGAAGAUCCGGGGAGGAGCUCCUGCCAAGAAGCCUUCCUCCUCCUCCGAGGAACCCGUCCCUCCCCCUCCCUCCAAGGACAAGGACAGUAAUGCUAGUAAAAAGCCCCCCGGCAAAGGGAAGGCUGCUGCUGGCAGUCAACAGGGCGCCGCUGGGAAGAAGCCUCCUGCCAAAGGCGCGAAGGAUGAAGAAGAUAAGUCCGGGCCGAUCUUCGUCCUCAUUCCCAACGCUAAGGAACAGAGGAUCAAAGAAGAGAAGCAGCUGAAGAUUUUGAAGUGGAACUUCAACACCCCUCGGGAUGAAUAUCUGGAGCAGCUGAAAACUCAGAUGUCCACCUGCUUUGCGAAGUGGCUGCAGGACGAGCUUUACCACUUUGACUUCCAGAGACACGUCAAGGCCAUAGGAGUCAUGAUCGAGAGGCUGGAGAGUGAGAGCGACGCCACCAUCAGCUGUCUGGACCUGAUCCUGAAGUGGUUCACGCUGCGCUUCUUUGACACCAACACCACGGUGCUGAUGAAGGUGCUGGAGUAUCUGAAGCUGUUGUUUGUCAUGUUGAAAGAAGAGGACUACCACCUGACUGAGUACGAGGCCAACUCCUUCAUCCCCUACCUGAUCCUCAAGGUUGGAGAGUCAAAGGACGUGGUUCGCAAAGACGUGCGGAUCAUACUGACCAUGCUGUGUAAAGUCUACCCAGCAUCCAAGAUCUUCCCUCUCCUCAUGGAUGGGACUAAGUCCAAGAACUCCAAACAGAGAGCUGAAUGCCUGGAGGAGCUGGGCUGUUUGAUAGAGGGCUACGGGAUGAAUGUAUGCCAGCCGGUUCCAGCCAAGUCUAUGAAGGAGAUCGCUGUUCACAUCGGUGACAGAGACACGUCCGUCCGCAAUGCCGCCCUGAACACUGUGGUGGCCGUCUACAACGCCUGUGGGGAGCAGGUUUACAAACUGAUUGGAAAUUUGUCGGAGAAAGACAUGAGCAUGCUGGAGGAGAGAAUCAAGCGUUCAGCCAAGAAGGCCGCCGCAGCUCCUGCCAAGCCGAGUGUGGUGGAGAGAACUCAGAAGGAGCACCCGACGAACCCCAACGCCACCUUCCUCCGAAAGCCGGCACAGGAAGAGCCCAACAAGCUCAACCAAGCCCGUCAGAACAACCAGCACAGCGAGUCCUCCCACCCCUCCAUCCCCAGGGAGUUCCAGUUGGACCUGGACAUGAUCGAGAGGGACCAGAGCAGAGUGUGUGAGAUGCCGGACCUCGUCCAGCACAACAUGGAAGAGCUGCUGGAGCCGAUGAUGAUCCCCGAGCCCAAGAUCCAUUCUGUCUCUCCACACUAUGAUGAACUCCACAACAGCACGGCCUCCACCAUCAACUUUGUCAUCUCUCAGGUGGCCAGCGGGGACAUUAACACCAGUAUACAGGCCCUGGCACAGAUUGACGAGGUGCUGCGACAGGAGGACAAAGCCGAGGUCAUGUCGGGACACAUCGACCAGUUCCUCAUCGCUACCUUCAUGCAGCUGAGGCUCAUCAACAGCACGCACAUGGCCGACGAGCGGCUGGACAAGAGGGACAUCAUCAAACUGUACAGCUGCAUCAUAGGAAACAUGCUGUCUUUGUUCUCGAUGGAUUUCCUGGCCAGGGAGGCGUCGAUGGGCGUGUUGAAGGACCUGAUGCACGGUGUGAUCACGCUGAUGCUGGACAGCAGGGUGGAGGACAUGGAGGACGGACAGCAGCUCAUCAGAUCCACCAACCUGCUGGUGAUCAGAGUGCUGGAGAAGUCUCACCAGACCAAUAUGAUCAGCGCUCUGCUGGUUUUGCUUCAGGACAGUCUGGUCACCACAGCCGGUCCUCCCAAGUUCUCUGAACUGGUCAUGAAGUGUCUGUGGAGGAUGACGCGCCAGCUCCCAGAGACCAUCGACCGCAUCAACCUGGACCGGAUCUUACUGGAUGUCCACAACUUCAUGAAGGUGUUUCCCAAAGAGAAGCUCAAGCAGCUGAAGAACGACGUCCCACACAGAACCCUGAAGACGCUGCUACACACACUCUGCAAGCUCACUGGGCCCAAGAUCCUGGACCACCUAUCGAUGAUAGAGAAUCGUAAUGAGUCGGAGCUGGAGGCCCAUCUGAGGCUGGUGGUCAAACAUCCUGGGAACCUGUCGGGACUCAAGAGCGACCGAGGCAACGAGAAGGGCGGCCUGCGCACGGACGAUCGAAUGUCGAAGGCGAAGGUCAGUGACAUUCUGUCUGAGAUCUUCAAGAAGAUCGGCUCCAAGGAAAAUACUAAAGAGGGUUUGACCGAGUUGUACGAGUACAAACAGAAAUACUCGGACGCCGACCUGGAGCCCUUCCUGAAAAACACGUCCCAGUUCUUCCAGAGCUACGUGGAGAGAGGCCUCCGCAUGAUCGAGUCCGAACGAGAAGGCAAGUCACAGAUCCACAGCUCUGCAGUGAUCCCUCAGCACGGCGUGGACUCCAGUCUGACCAGUAACAACGAAGAACUGAAACCAGCUGUUUACUACGAGAGGCUGAAGAUCCUCAGACAGAGACAAGGGCUGGAAAACACCUCCAGGCAGGGAGGCGGAGUCGAGGACGAGCCUCAGCAGCGACCUCCCAUCUCCUCGCUGCUGUCGUCCAAGCCGUCCGUGGCGUCCUCCACCGACAUGCUGCACAGCAAGCUGUCCCAGCUCAAAGAGUCCAGAGAGAUGUACCAGCAGGAACACAACGCACACUCCAACUCCCCGUCGCACACGCACACGCGCUCGGCCUCGCCGGCGGCCAACCUGGACGACCUCAAGAAACGUCUGGAGCGGAUAAAGAGCAACCGGCAGUGAGGAGCGCCGCCUCGUGGAGUGGAGCUGGUGGUAGAACACACAUCCUCCUCCUCCUCCUCCUCUUCCUCCCUCUGUGUUCACAUUCUCAUGCUGGUAGAAAACACUUGGAGACAAACGCCCCAGAAAUCUGUCACAAAAACAAACGCACCCUCGAAUUAGAUCCUGACUCUGCCCACUGUGCCUGUAUGUCAUUACAAAUCAAACGCACCCUCAUCUGAUUGUGGACGAGCACUUUCAGAUUGAACGUCUACACACACACACACACACACACACACACACACACACACACACAGACUCACACUGCAGAAAACUAUCCAAGUGUUUUUAGAUACAAUUCCGAUGUAUUCAAGUGUUUUAUUUAUCAUUGUUUUAGCUGUUAACCAUCAGGACUGAGUCUCGUCCUUCACCUUCUUCUCUCCUGUCGACACCUAAACAACCACAUAGUGAACUACCCCCCCCCCCCCGUUUUAGUAUCACGACACAGAGCGUUUGUACAUAAUUAAAAGGUCGUUAACCACUUAACUGUUGAUGAACCGCUUCACUCGUGGUUACAGGUUCAAACAAACCAAUGUGAAGGAACGUUCCUUCUUCCUGUUUGAACGUGACGCUUCACUUUGCUGAAGUCCGACUUGUAGCUGUGUCCAUGCAGCGCGGGGCCGCCCCCUAGUGGCUGAACCCUCAACCCUCCUGCACGGUCAAUGUGAUUUCAGCUGAAGGUUUGAAAUCAUGUCGGAAAGAUCACGUUUCCUUUUGGUUUGCGUCAGUGAAGAGAAAUAUCCGAACUCAAAAAAUGUCUCUUACAAAACAGCACACAGGGAAAACAGAGCUGGAAGCUCCAGCACUUCAUUGAAAUCAACUCAAGUGUCAGAUUUUUAUCCUUUUCAGUCCCAGUUAAUGAUCUUUAUACAGAAACGAGGCCUCUGAGUGACAGGGUCCAGAGCUGAGCAGGUUCUAACGCCUCCUGUCGAUGUCGAGGGAGAAUCUUUGUUAGGAGACCGGUCCAGUUUGUCUCUGAGCAGAACGUCGUGGUCUUCUCGUGAAGCUGAAUGUGUAAAGUCGCUGGUUUGAGGUUUUCCUUCCUUCAGAGGAAAAGAUUCUCCUCCGGGAUCGACGGCUGCGUGUGGUCGAGAUUUAAAACCUGAAGACUUUCACUGGUUCGUUCAGGAAGACGUUUGACUGUAAAUACUGUACGUAUCGUCCUCAUUAACCCCCCCCCCCUCCCCCCCGCCCUCCGUUAUUUAACAUGGAACAGGACUGUAGAGCCAACAUGGCCGUCACUGUAAAGCUCAUCAACCAAACGUGUCAGCGGCUCUCGGUCCAUCUGAAGGAACCUCACUCUGUGUUUAAGGAGCAUGGCAUGAAGGCAGUUUUUAAUUUUCUCAUGUAAAUAAAGUUUGCAUUAACAAAGCUGCUGUUUUAAUUCAGUCAUUGUUUUAUUCUGAUGACGGCGUCUCCGUUGAGAAAAGGAAAAACAUAAAUAACAUUGUUUUUGUAUUUAAUUCUCAGUUCUCGUCUUUCAUUGUUGCUCUCAGCUUUCCUUGUAUAAUCCAUAGUGGAAAACGGCAAUAAAGUCUUGUUUUUUUUAACAAUC
Messenger RNA from Pleuronectes platessa (European plaice), 7933 nucleotides. It is a transcript of the gene ckap5, whose product is annotated as cytoskeleton associated protein 5. Bases 178 to 6342 code for a protein of 2054 amino acids. NCBI's taxonomy places the organism in Eukaryota, Metazoa, Chordata, Actinopteri, Pleuronectiformes, Pleuronectidae. Gene Ontology annotation, biological process: microtubule polymerization; mitotic spindle organization; establishment or maintenance of microtubule cytoskeleton polarity. Gene Ontology annotation, molecular function: microtubule plus end polymerase activity; microtubule plus-end binding. The transcript has 44 exons. The record is from RefSeq and is a predicted model, not a curated record. Gene Ontology annotation, cellular component: spindle pole; centrosome; microtubule plus-end.